AUGACUGAUAGGUGGGUGUGGAGACUUCACUCGACUCAAAUCUACACGGUGCAUUCAGCUUAUUCUUAUUUAACGACGGUGGACUUCAACAUCACUGCAGAGUUUAAUCAAUUUUUAUGGCUUAAAGCAGUUCCAUUAAAGGUUAAUAUUUUUGUCUGGCGUCUCUUUCUGAAUAGACUUGCAACAAAGGACAACCUGCGCAAGAGGAACGUCCUUGAGGUUUCCAAUGUUUCUUGCGCGGCCUUGUGUGGUAAGGAGGAGGAAAGGGACCAUUUGUUUUUUCAAUGUGAUCAUUAUGGUCGAUUAUGGCUCUUGAUAUCGAAUUGGUUUGGUAUUGUUACGGUGUCUCAAGGCAAUUUAAUUUCACAUGCUAAUCAGUUUUGUGCUCUUGGAGGUUUCUCAAAGAAGUCUAGGACAACUUUUACUAUUAUAUGGAUUUCGGUCUUAUUUGUUAUUUGGAAAGAUCGCAACAGGAGGAUUUUUCAGAACCAAAUUGAACAUCUCGAAGCUCUUUUUGAAAGGGUUAAACUUCAAACUUAUUGGUGGUUGAAAGCAAACUUCAUCACGUUCGCUUUUGAUUAUCCUUUUUGGAGACAAAAUCCGUUACAUUGUUUACAGACUGUCAUGUAA
Molecule: messenger RNA, 630 nt
Organism: Medicago truncatula (barrel medic)
Lineage: Eukaryota; Viridiplantae; Streptophyta; Magnoliopsida; Fabales; Fabaceae
Exons: 1
Coding region: 1-630 (209 amino acids)
Source: RefSeq, a predicted model, not a curated record